AUGGCAAAAAAGAAUUAAAAGGAAGUGCUAAGAAGAAAACUACUAGUUUAGAUGCAGUUUUAUCAAAUAUGGCUAGACAUCAAAAAUUAGACAAUAUGCUUGAUGAAAAAUUUGAUUCAUUAUAAAAUAUAAUUUUUUGAGAUUUAAGAAGCUGAUAUAUAUUAAACUAGAGAUAUGGGUGUCCAAACUAUACCAAUGGAUAAAAAUAUAAUAAAAAGCCGUCUAGGUUGCUCUGUAUGCAAAAAAAAAGUUAAUAAUGAUACUUCGAUUAAAAACUUGUCAUCAAAACCCUGGAUUGAUAAAAGACAUUUAAAAAAAAAUGUUUUUGAUAAAAAAUGUAUUAAUUGUGAAUAUAGUAAAUUAACACCAACUGUUACAUUAAAUACUAAAAGUAAUGAAUGUUACUGUAAUCAUAUGGAAGAAACAAAAAAUGAAUCCUUUCCAAAAUUAAUAUGUUCUAAGCGUUUUAAGACUCCACAUCUAACUAAUAUUAAUGAAAAGUGGUUGAAUGAAAUUAUUGAAUUCAGACGUCAAAAUUGGUUUGAUUGUCAUGCUGAUUCACUUGAUGAUGGAAUUUGUGUUCAAAAUAUUAUUCCUCUAAAUAUUUUUAACAAAUACAAACUAAAUUGUAAUCAUCAAAAUAAUUCAUUUUCAAUAACUCAUGGUAAUGAGUUGAGAACUGAAAAUCCAUGUGUAUACUCAGAAAAUACUACUAUAGUUAAAAAAUAUCUUAAUGUACAAAAAAAAACUGCUGUUUCUAAAUUUGCUGGUAAAAAAAAAUAUCCAAACACAGUUCAUAAACCUUGGAAACCACCAUCACCAUCAGUUAAUUAUAAAUUUUAAUUUCUUGAUUACAAUUUAAAUGAGUAAUGUAUAAUGUUUAGUACACUUAUAAUAUUUUUAGCUUUUUUUUUUUUGUUAAAUUAAAAACUAAUUAUUGUAAAGACUAUCCAUGAAUAUAUUAUACAACACAAUAAACACUGUAGUAAAUUAUACAUAACUUAUUUUUGUAUUUACAUAAAAAAAGAUUAUGUUGCAACAAAAAUUAUUACAUUACAAAUUUACAAAUUACAAUAAUUGGUUUUGUUUAUGUAUAUAAUUAUAACUGUAAUAUUAUAAGUAUUGUCUAAUUAUAUUAAUAAUUUAAUUUAGUUUUAAUAUUAUUAUUAAAUUUAUUAUCAAUGAUACAAUAUGUAGUAUAUAAUGUAAUAAUAUUAAUUUCAAAUAUUAUUAUUUUUAAACAUUAAAUAAAUUAUCUAGUAUACUAUAAUAUGUUUUCUUUUAUAAUUAUAUUAUAAUAUUUUUAAUUCAGAGUAA
Molecule: messenger RNA, 1317 nt
Organism: Rhopalosiphum padi (bird cherry-oat aphid)
Lineage: Eukaryota; Metazoa; Arthropoda; Insecta; Hemiptera; Aphididae
Exons: 4
Coding region: 175-843 (222 amino acids)
Source: RefSeq, a predicted model, not a curated record